Pimephales promelas (fathead minnow) is the source of this 2516-nucleotide messenger RNA. It is a transcript of the gene fam163aa, whose product is annotated as family with sequence similarity 163 member Aa. Lineage: Eukaryota; Metazoa; Chordata; Actinopteri; Cypriniformes; Leuciscidae. The record is from RefSeq and is a predicted model, not a curated record.
GUCUGUAAAGGUGUGGGUUCGUUUCCUGACCCUUUUCGCGCCGCGCGUGCAGCGAUCAUCAUCAUCAUCAUCAUCAUCAUCAUCAUCUUACAGGCUGUUGCUUCCUCCUGAGGGACCGUAAGCGCUCUUCACAGCCUGCCUGCACACUAUACCGAAUCUGGCUAAUACUACACAUUAAUUUGCGAGAUCGGAUGCGUUAUAUUGUCUCUCACUCACACCAUACACGCAUUUCGCAGGGAAUAUACGGAAUUACAGGCGCAACAAAUGAUGAUGUGACGGCCAUCCGUUCAGAAAGAGAAUAAAAGCUAGCUGUUCAGUCAGUGGACGCUGCAUUUCUGCAAACGAAGCAAAGCCUCAGACAAUCCUUUCCCAGAUGAACAGUUACAGUAGUGUGUUCACUACUGACAGACAGCAGUCAUCUGGAAUUAUACCCUGCGCCCUGGAGGAGAAACAGGUUUAAGAAACUCUACUGGUGAACGUCUGCAACCAAUGAGCAUUGCGUCAGGAGAAGCAGCAAUACAAACUCUCUGUGGUCUGUCGUCCCCUCUGCUCUCUUCUAAUGGUUUGAUGGAGAUCUGGUCGGAUGACAGCUGGAACUGUUGUCAUAACCGGAGGAAUUCUCGCAACAGUGAUACUCCUAUGUAUCAUUGCAGUGCUUUGUUACUGUAGACUCCAGUAUUACUGCUGUAAGAGGAAUGAGUCAGAAGGGGAGGCGGGCUCGGUCGGAGAUCCUCAGCCACAGUUCGCCUGCAACGCAUGCAGCGCUCCGGGAGUGGACGGGGCGGCCGUCACACCUCUCUCGCUGCCCUACGACCCCGCUCCGCAGCAGAGCUACUGCCCCACUUGCUCGCCCUACUACCUCCGUGGCUCGGAUGAGAUGCGUAAUGGCGGCGAACGGCUGUCCUACAUGCCCGCUCACUAUGAGAACCAUGGCGCCACUGCCCUCGGUUUGGCCGCCAUGUACGGCCCCGUGCUGAGCCACCGCAGUACACCAGACUUUUACACCAAUACACGAGCCAUCAGCACUGACGUCUGACCCUCACAGACCCAGAGAUGGACCCAGGGACAGAGCUGUCUCUGUGAACCAGAGCAUCUGGGGGCCGUGCCAUCUCCUUGCGCAAAGAGUCGAAAGACCUACAGGAUGCCACGUUAUUCUGCCACGUUAUUCUUCCACACAGGCCUAAGGCCAUCUUCAGUCUUCCAUUGUCUUUUGUUUUACCCGUUUUACCUCUUCUUCUUCUUGCACACCACUCCCUCUCUCUCUCUGCUGUGAGGGCUGUGUGUUGACUGAAGUGUUUGUGGGGGUUUUGGCCUUUUUAAUGUCAAAGGUUAAAUGCAAAUAGGAUAUUUUAUUUAUCAUGGAAAAGUCAGAUAUAGAAGGAUAUUGUAAAUUAAGAAAAAAGAAAUGGAGCAUCCCAAGAAAGCUUUAAAGGCUCAUCUUAAGUAUUUCAUAGUUUAUGGUGACAAAAGUUUUUAAUAGCUUUUAAAAUAAAUUACUUUUGUUGGAAAAAGCAUUACAUUCAGCUUUAUCUAAAUAGCCCCUGAUAUGCUGAAUCUUUUUAUUUUAAACACUUAUUUUUGGAUGAGAAAUUAACCAAAAAAAUGUAAUUGUCUUAAUCUAUGAAGAUGUGUUGGGAAAAUGUAAAAUGAAUUACUGAUAUAUUGGUUAAUUUGUAUUUAAAUAUGUCACAUCAACUAAAAUUCACAGUGGCACACAGUGAAAUAUGUUGGCAGUUUUGAAAAUCAAAUAAGAUUGAGGUUGGAGUCAUGUGUUGUUCACUCUCACUUAUUUAUUUGUCCAUAUCCACUACUUUUUAAAACUAAGAGCUUUUUAAAUUAACAUUUCAGUGUAGCUGCUGAUAUCUCCAAUGCCAUAUAAUUUUCAGAUUUAUACACAACAUUUUCAAAAAUCUUCUUAAGGCAAAGUCACUGAGAAAAUGUCUGAAAAAUAUAUAUAUAUAAAAAAAACAUUUCAUUGUUCUUAUUGAAAUGAUAAUUAUAUGAACAAUAGUUUCCUUGUCUUUGCAAAAGUGUUUAUGUAAAUUAUUAUAUUUUCUCACAUACUUGUUUCAGUCCCAUUGGUUUGUGCAUUCUGAUGUCGAUAUUCACUGUCACUCUUUGUUAACUGGAUCACAUUACAAAUCACAAGAAGGCACUUCUAUUUUACAUGUGGAUACGUUUUUGGCAGAAAUGGGGGGGGGGGGGGUCUGGAAGUAAACAUCAGUCUAUGGUUUAAAAUACUGAAGGAAAAAAGUAGCUGAUUGUGCACAUAUUUCACAGAAUGCUUUUAAAUAUGAAGUAAGCAUUUAUAAAUGCCUGUAGACUUUUAUAAAAUUGGUCAGUUGUGAUCAGAGUAAUAAAAGCCAUUUCACAUCUAUAAAAUACAUGUACAUAAAGAUCAUAAUAUUUCAAUGAUUGAAAAGUUUCCUGUCAAGUCUCUCUAUUCGAACUAACUGCCAAUGCUUCUGUUUGCUUUAAUUGUGUUUUUCUUCCAUAUUCCUAUUCAUGUUGCUAUA